Soboliphyme baturini is the source of this 1507-nucleotide messenger RNA. The record is from the annotation of a GenBank genome assembly. Lineage: Eukaryota; Metazoa; Nematoda; Enoplea; Dioctophymatida; Soboliphymatidae.
AUUAAUUAUGACUUGUUUUUAGUGUGUGGAAAAGCAUGUCAGAACUGGUGUUGAACAACAGGUUUAUAAAAUCGAAAUUCCGGCCAACAGGUAUGACCUCUUGUGCUUUGAAGGGCUGAUCGAUGCGCUUUUGAUAUUUCUGGGAAAAAAGACCCCUGCAAUGUUGAAGCCUGUAACUGUGAGUUCCCCGAUCCAGUUGACCGCUCGUCCGGAAGUUAACGAAAUCCGCCCGUACGUCGUUGCUGCUGUUCUACGCAACGUAAAUUUCACACAGGAUGCAUUCGACAGCUUCAUCGACCUGCAGGAGAAAUUGCAUCAGAAUAUCUGUCGUAAGCGAACCCUGGUCGCCAUUGGGGCACACGAUUUGGACACGGUCAUCCCGCCGUUCACUUAUACUGCAAGGCCACCUGAAGAAAUUAAGUUCAUGCCGUUGAAUCAAACCAGAGAAUUCAGUGCGCCGGAUCUUAUGAAGUUUUAUGCGACUGACAGUCACCUGCGUCCGUAUUUGCCCAUAAUUGAGUACUCUUUGAACUACCCGGUCAUUUACGACAGACUUGGGACCAUUCUGUCCAUGCCGCCCAUCAUUAACGGUGACCAUUCGAAGAUCUCGCUUCAAACUCGUAACAUUUUUAUCGAGUGCACGGCUACCGAUCUGCACAAGGCGACGAUAGUUCUGGACACGAUCGUGGCGAUGUACCAUGAAUUCUACGAGUACAUUGAACAAGUUUCAGUUACUCAAGCAGACGGCUCUCACUGCAUGUAUCCAGAACUGAAGUAUUGGGAUUUAGUAACAUCCGUAAAAUACAUCAACAGUCAAGUUGGAAUCAGUUUGACCAGCGACAAGAUCGUAAAUUUGCUGCAGCGCAUGGGGCUACAGUCGACCGCUACCGACGACGUUCUGACCGUUUCCGUACCGCCGACUCGGCAUGACAUUUUACAUGCCUGUGACAUCGUCGAGGAUGUAGCAAUUUCUUAUGGUUACAACAACAUUCCCAUGCGAAUACCAAUGAUCGCCACCAAUGCUCAUCAACUUCCGAUAAACAAAUUUACUGACCUGGUUAGAGUGGAAAUCGCCAGCAUCGGCUUCACUGAAGUCCUCACGUUUUCGUUGUGCAGUCGUGAGGAUAUUUCUACGAAACUCAAUGAUCCGCUUGGUGCAGAUGUCGCUGUUCACAUCUCAAAUCCGAAAACUUCGGACUUCGAGGUGGCCAGGACAAAGCUUUUGCCCGGAAUUCUCAAAACCAUAUGCAACAGCCGCAGCUGGCCACUUCCACUGAAGAUGUUCGAAAUUCAAGACGUUGUUUUGAAAGAUCCUACGUCAGGUGAUCACGUCGUGUUGUCACAAACCGGUGCUAAGAAUCGUCGCCAUUUCUGUGCCGUGUAUUGCGGCAAACGCAGCGGCUUUGAAGUCAUUCAUGGCCUAUUGGACCGUUUCAUGCGGCUAGUAGGAUGGUCGUUUGGCACGGAAAAAAAUUGUUACCAUCUUGAGAAUAGUUCCGGUAGGUGA